AUGUGGGGGCCGUCACUGCCGACGGUGUGCGUGAACUUCCUUGCAUCCGCCACCGUCGUCUAUAGCUAUCUAGUUGUGGCAUCUCACAUGCUGCAAGAGAUCCUCGCACUACACCCAGCAGUGCGUUUGGACCAAGCCGCGACCGGGGUUUUACCCAACGACUCAGCGGUCUAUCUACGAAAACUCGUCUUUUCUAUUCCCUUUUUGUACGCAUCCGUCAACCGUGAUGCCGGUUUCGAUGCUCGCUACGCACUGCCCACGCUCCUGCUGGAUCCGGGCCGCAGUACGGUUUUGGAUCCUGUCGCACGCGUCACGGGCUCCUUAGAGGAUCUUGCCUCUCUGGUAGUUACCAUUCGCAGUCGACUUGUGUCCUUCAGCGGGCCACUGCCACACCUGCAAGCGAAUGCAUCUCAGCCCAACAUAACUCAAAUCACACCUUUAUGCGAUAACUCGUCAUCUUCCGGGGUAUCUACAUUAUGCCGUGGAGUGCAAAAUGCGACUGCUCCGACUUCCCCUGGGGCAACUGUCUUGCUACUUGCGCUUCAGACUACUGCAGGCCAGGGCUCCGGUGCGGCCGAGUAUGAGCUCGCCAUUGAUCUAAGGGGAGGCAUCAGCGGUGCGGCCGUGACGGUGCUUGUGCGGGUGCUGGUGGAUUCUGAGCGGAUUGUGCUGACAGCUGACCCGGCUGGACGGCUGGCGGUGGUGCUGCCACCCGGAGGAGCCACCAACGUGCACAUAACGAUAAAAAAUACCGGCAAUGUUGCGUCCGGGCUCUUGCAGCUUCCCCCCGUACCGCCCACAUCUUGGUUCUUUCCGCUCACACCGCUGCCACUGGCACCGCUCGCCGCCGGAGCCUCAACCACCUUGGACUUCCGGCUCCUUACUCCGGCGACGGCUCGUCUAGGUGACAUUUUCAGUGCCUCUACCGACCUUCGUAGCAGCGACAAUCGUGCUUCGGUGACCAUCUCGCUGCAGCUGGCGGUGGCUUCGGAGCCCACUGGGGAUUUGCAAGUGACGGUGGUAGAUGAAUACACCGCUUAUGACCCGGCAGAACCCAAGGUGGCCGGGGCGAGGCUCCUGGUGCGGUCACAAGAUAGCGGAGCCAUCAUUGGCAGUGGAGUGACCAACAGCAGCGGCGUCUUCACCUUCUACAACCUCACUGCGGGCUACACAUACAGUGUGGACGCCUUCAGCCCCAACCAUACCUCAACUACUCGCACAGUUACCAUUACAGGUGGUAUGCGCACAUUGCGCAUUUUCAUGUCGCGGACCGCGGUCCGCGCAUCCUUCACUGUCGUGCCGACCACCUUCCAGGAGGAAGUGCAGAUUAUAGUCAACGUGGAGUACGCAACCUUUGUGCCCAUGCCAGUGGUUCGCUUCGAGCCCGCCUUGCUGUUCACUGAGGACAUGGUCGAGAAAGGCUCUUUCACCCUUUCGGUGAUCAACACGGGAUUGGUAGCGGCAUUUAAUGCUCGAUUGAAGUUGCCAACGGAUAGCCCGAGCUUCACCUUGGGGUACCUCGGCGCACGGUGGACCAAGCUGGAAAACGUUACAACCAACGAGACUGCGGACGUCAUGAUGUAUCCUCCCGGGGAAGAGGCCGAUCAGGCUUGGUCCCAUGGGGGCUCUGUGUCGAUCGCUGAGAGCUCAAUGGUGCUCUCCAUCGGGCGACUGCCGGCCAUGAGCCAGCUGGAAAUUGACUUGGUGGUUGGGCGCAAAAUAAUUACCCCUCCACUACUGCUUGGAUCAGGAUCGCACAGGCGUAGGUCAUUGCUGCAGGACACUGGCAAGUGCUGGAGUGGAUCCGUUGAUUUGGUCUAUAGUGACCCCUGCGACGCUAGCAAGGCCUCUGUAACGGGCGGUGCCUCAAUUAUUAGCAGAGACCCACCCCCCCAGUGUGUCGCAUCUUGUUGCGCGGGUGGAGGUAUGACGGUCUACAUUCCCGCUGGAGGCGACGGACCGAGUGGUGGUGGCGCCUGGUCAGAAUAUCUAGCUAAUGCACCCGCAGGGCCGGAGCUAUGCGACGCGUGUGCUGCUGACUUGCUUGAAAUGGGUCUUUGCCUUGCAAAGGACAUCACCGAGCCAUGGAACAAACCUCUAUCCAAAACCAUUGACCUCAUCUCGGAAGUGUACGACGCAUACAAGGCGGCGGGUGGCGGUCGGCGCUUGCUUUCAUACCAGGGCCAGGAUCCUGGACAAAGCAUGCUUGACAACACGGGUAAUACUGACUACAGCAGCAGUCCUAAUGGCACUUCAAGAAAUAAGCAGCAGAAGAACGGGAAGCCACGCCGCAUUGGACCUCCUCUUAUGCUGCAUCAGUCCGCGUCAGAACGUCCUCAUGUAAACGAUGGUGGCCACACAUAUGUGGAGCCUGAAAACACCCUACACAGCAAAGUGGUUACGCAUACAGUACAAAAGCAGCAGACGACAGCCCGUCCUAUCCAGCAAGACUCGGCGUUCAAAACACAGGAAGAGAAGCAGUCAGCAAAGAUGGUGGUCCAUGCCGACCCAUUCACAAUCGCCGGUGGACCCGGUGGCGGCUUCCAGAUGCCUCCAACGACUUCCGCUGCUGCGCUGAUUGCAACGGCCAGCGGCCAGCGGCCUCGUUCUACUGACAUGCUGGGCCAAAGACGCGUCCUAGGAGUCAUAGGAACAGCUGCAGGCGGAGGGAUAAGUGGGCCUGGAUCGCUCGUUGUGGAAAUCCUAAAGGACAAGGUCGUUGGCAGCAUUCCAUACUACGGCUGCAUACUCAACCCUGCGCUUGAAUGCCUGGGCUUCUGGGACGCUGUCGAGGACAAGGUUGACAACCUCCUUGGACCUCUAGGAGGGUCUCCAGGGGGGGCCGGAGGGGGGGGCUCCUCAUCCGGGAGGCGGCGCGCCCGGAGCUUGAUGUCAGCAGGGUCUAUGGAGCAUUUGCUAAUGCCUGUUGAGGCAAUCCCAGAAGAUCCAUCACUGUCGAUACCUUUGAUAUGGAGCAACCCCCGGUUAUACAAGCGCGGCAAGGGUGUUAAUGAGGAGGGCCAUAACCUGAUGGCAUAUGGAAGCAGCAGAUCGUUACAGAGUGUCGGCGGCAGGAGGCAAUUGAUGGGCAGCAUGGCCCUCCCAAUAAGCAGAAGCACCAUACUCGAUACGCCCAGAGGCAAAGCUAUUAUCCGUUGGGCAACUGCUGCCUUGGCCUUGUACUCUGCGGGAGCUGGCAUGUGGGGUCGAGAGCAUGCUAUGACCUGGCUCACGGCGAGCUACCCUAUAGACCUGGAAGCCGAAUGGCAAGCUGCAUGGAGCAAUGCCACAUCGGAUACGUCCCCGUCUGGUGUUGUCGUGGACGGGAUACUGGAGGGCCCUGCUUUGCUAAGCGACCACUUUGCACCACUUGUGUCAAGAGAAGCGCGGGAGAUGCUCUUGUCAAGGUGGAAUUUGACCUUCACCAGUGUCGUCGCAGCUAACAGCAGUGAGGGUGUCAGCAGCAACAGCAGUAGCAGCAACAACACCGCUGUUGAGCCCAUUGACCUGGACCUGGUACACCGAGCUCAACUGCUGUACUUGAAUGAGACUCUUGCGGCGCUCCAGGAAGGCUACACAAGUGUGUUUGACGCGUUGGAUCAGAGCAUUAAUAUGGUGGUGGCAAUGCAGAUUGCUGGCUCUUCGGGCGGUGGAACUUGUGCACGUGUGGUUGUGCAGCUUAGCCAGCGGCUAGUCCUCACACGCCAAGCCUUCGAGGCAUCCCUAGUCCUCGAUAACACCGACGGCCUCAACGAGCUCACCAACGUCACAGUGCAGCUUACGGCGUGGCUCAAAGAGAACGGCACAGCUGCAGGACAGGCCUUUGCUAUCGGGCAACCAGCUAUAGAUGGUCUUGAGAGCCGCAUCGAUGACGAUGGCCUGGUUCUCCCUGCCGGGGCCUCCGGCACGUUGAGGUGGCUGCUGGUGCCUAGGGAGGCAGCAGCACUGAAGGCCGAUGUCUGGUACUACAUUGGCGGAACAGUCACUUACACUCCAGGCCCUGGGCUACCCGCGGAGGUCAUUCCUCUGGAGCCAGCUGACGUACGAGUGACCCCUGAGGGCCGACUGAAUGUCCGUUACUACAUCGAAAAAGAUGUCCAGGGCGACAACCCCUUUACCGCUGAAAUCGAGCCCGUCGUGCCGGCCGUGCUGGCAACGCUCUUGCUCAAUGUGGGUGGCGGCGUGGCGAAGGAUGUGGUGAUGGACUCCCUGCAGCCUCAGAUUAUGGACAACGAGAAGGGGCUGAUCAUCUCCUUCAGUAUCGUGGGUGUGAGCGUCAACAACGUCAAUGCGCCUCUAGCACUUCGUGCCAGUGUUGGUGAUAUACUACCUGGCAGCGCAUCUCUAGUGCAAUGGAAGCUAGCUGCUUCACUUCAGGGAUGGUUCACCGGAAUUAACGCCACUUUCAUCAGCCGCAACCCGCUAAAUGAUCCAACACUUUCCUCCAUCGCCAGCCUUUCAAUACACAACCUAUUGCACAUGGUGUACUUAGAAGGUGCUAUGGACGACAUGCUGCCGGACAUGCUGGUGAUCACCUCGGCCGGGAACGCGGCAGCCCAGGGCCUGCCCGACCAAGUCCAUAGUAGCCGGGACGGCGCCGUGCUGCCGGUAUCCGUCAUCCCUGACGUUGCUGUGUCCGUUUCAAUAAGCAUUACCCCUGGCGAGGGUGUUACCGUCACCAUACAUGUUGAUGGUCUCUUGCUAAACAAUGCCAUGGACAUGUCCACCGGCGCUGCAUUUUCUGCUGGUGCAAGCGGGACCAGUAAUGCCGUAAUAAGCGAGCUACGAUACGUGCGUGUGCCCACUCCCGUAGUCCUGCAGCCAAGCACACGAACCACGUUGUCCGCUAGCACACCGCAACCGAGCACGAAGGAGAUUAAGGUGCCGUACAACGCCUGGACGUCGUACCAGUCGUACGGUGUCACGGCUCCCAAGCAGGACUUCAUACACAUCAUUUUUGAUGGUUUUAGCUCGUCUGAGCCCCGAACCAUCCCCCCCACGGCCACCAAAGCCACCUUCACCGCCACCACCCUCACCACCAUCACCGUCGCCACCAAAGCCACCCUCACCGCCACCGCCCUCACCACCAUCACCGCCACCACCAAAGCCACCCUCACCGCCGCCACCCUCACCACCCUCACCGCCGCCACCUUCACCACCCUCGCCGCCGCCACCAAAGCCACCAUCACCGCCGCCACCAAAGCCGCCCUCACCGCCACCACCCUCACCACCUUCACCGCCGUCACCCUUACCACCCUCACCGCCGCCACCAAGGCCACCCUCGCCGCCGCCACCAAAGCCACCCUCACCGCCGCCACCAAAGCCACCCUCACCGCCGCCACCAAAGCCACCGUCGCCGCCGCCACCAAAGCCACCCUCGCCGCCGCCACCAAAGCCACCCUCACCGCCGCCACCAAAGCCACCCUCACCGCCGCCACCAAAGCCACCCUCACCGCCGCCACCCUCACCACCAUCACCGCCACCACCAAAGCCACCUUCACCGCCGCCACCAAAGCCACCGUCGCCGCCACCACCAAAGCCACCCUCACCGCCGCCACCAAGGCCACCCUCACCGCCACCACCAAAGCCACCCUCACCGCCGCCACCAAGGCCACCUUCACCGCCGCCACCAAAGCUACCGUCGCCGCCGCCACCAAAGCCACCCUCACCGCCGCCACCAAAGCCACCCUCACCGCCGCCACCCACACCGCUGCCUCCGCCGCCUUCUCCAUCGCCUGUUGUUUCAUCUGCUCGUCAAUCACAAAAGGCUAGCUCGAGUGUUAGCGACUCAGAGGAUGCGGCCAGCAGCGGCAACAGCGG
Molecule: messenger RNA, 5820 nt
Organism: Volvox carteri f. nagariensis
Lineage: Eukaryota; Viridiplantae; Chlorophyta; Chlorophyceae; Chlamydomonadales; Volvocaceae
Exons: 31
Coding region: 1-5772 (1923 amino acids)
Source: RefSeq, a predicted model, not a curated record